This is a messenger RNA of Scatophagus argus, 1802 nucleotides long. RefSeq names its product NME/NM23 nucleoside diphosphate kinase 3 (gene nme3). Bases 229 to 825 code for a protein of 198 amino acids. The record is from RefSeq and is a predicted model, not a curated record. Gene Ontology annotation, molecular function: nucleoside diphosphate kinase activity. Gene Ontology annotation, biological process: UTP biosynthetic process; GTP biosynthetic process; CTP biosynthetic process. The transcript is spliced from 5 exons. Lineage: Eukaryota; Metazoa; Chordata; Actinopteri; Scatophagidae.
AUAAUAGAGCUUUUAUAACUUAUUUCAGCAAGUUAUAGUCGCUCGGCGUGGAAGUGUGGCAAUUAAUACUGACAUUUCUGCGUUUUACUAAUCUAACGUUACACUAUUGUAGCGGCUACUUUGAGUAACUGCGUGCUCCAUGUGUCCUCCUCACAGUAAAAUAAGUUGAUUCAUCAUCCUAUUAAUAGUUCGCUUGUCAGUGCGCUGUCAUUGGUGCCUGUAGGAUUCAUGUGUAACCUGCAGCCGCUAAUAGGCUGCUGCAGCAGGAGGAGAGCUGCAAUGGGGCCGAAAAAAAGGUCACGGCGAGAAAUACACCAACUGCAAGAUUUGGUGGUUAAACAUGCCCGUAUUGAGGAAUCUGGCUGGACUGGCGUGAAUGAGCGCACCUUCAUUGCUGUAAAACCAGAUGGCGUGCAGCGGAAACUGGUGGGGGAAAUCACGCGUCGCUUUGAGAAGAGAGGUUUCAAACUGGUGGGCCUCAAACUCAUGCAGGCGUCUGAGGAUCUUCUGAGGGAACACUACUGGGACCUGAGGAGCAAGCCUUUCUUCAAGGAACUGAUCCGUUACAUGAGCUCUGGACCGAUUGUAGCAAUGGUGUGGGAGGGUUUGGACGUGGUCAAGACUGCACGUAAGAUGUUGGGAGAGACGAACCCCGCGGACUCGCUGCCUGGCACCAUCCGAGGGGAUUACUGUGUAGAGGUGGGAAGGAACAUCAUCCAUGGCAGCGACUCAGUGGAGAGCGCCCAGAAAGAAAUCCAUCUGUGGUUUGGUCAGCAUGAGCUUCAGUGCUGGGAGGACAGCAGCAGCCACUGGAUCUACAACUGAAUUUCUACCUGUGCUGUGUUCACCAUCCUGUCUUCUUUUAUAGUAGUAUCACUACAAGACGGAUCACACCAUACCUCGGUUUUGUUUUUUUGGCUUUAGUAGCUUGUAGCCUCAUGGAAGAAGAAGUGUCAUCGCUGUCUUGCUGCUUUUUUUCUGAAAUGUGUUUUUUUUCUAUCUGAGAGGAAUUAAGCAGACGUGCACUAAGCGAGCAAUAAUCUGAUCAGCAAAUUGACAGUGUCUGCUUUUAUUGUAUGUUUUAAGUCAAGGAUACCAGCUCAUGUUUACAGCUUUUUUAGCAAUAAGCCUGGAAUGUGGAGCAAUAAAAGGUCUUGAUUCAUGAUUUGCAUUUCAUGGAAUGACAAGUAUAAAUGGCUGAUUUUAAAUCCAGCCUAAAUAUUAAUUACCAGUGAUAGUACAGGAAACUUGUGUACUAUUUGACGUUUACCAGCUCAGUUCGUUUUGGAUGCAGUUCUGGCUGAAAUUUGCACAUCACACAAAUAUCGUUUUUCUUUGUCAUGUGAAAUAAGCUCCUUGUAAUUAUUACGGUGAAAACAAGCCAAAAUGUACAUAUUUCUGUAAUUUUCUUUGCGAUAUAAACCCAACAACAUGAGAGCAAUCAACAAUCACAAUUGUUGCCUUUUUACACAUUAAUGAUCUUCAGUUUCCUGUACCUUUUUUAAAAAUUCAAAUUCUGUAAUAAUGUAAAACACGUGACUUGGGACUACUUGAAUGUAAAGGGUAGAAGUCCUAAACUAUGAUGUUUAACAAGCUUUUCAUUAUGGUUUUGUAAUGUUGUCAUGCCAGGCACAGUUUCCAAACCCAAGAGAAACAGCACUUUUAUUAAAUGUGCUGAGAUCUUAGAUUGCUCAAUAAAAGUCUCAUUCUUCCAGUUGCUGCUUUUGUCACGUUAAGGCUUUUCUAAAAUACCCUCAAAUGUAUUCCAAGACAAUAAAUCUGAUCAUGAAAUCCUUUGUAAA